Molecule: messenger RNA, 546 nt
Organism: Ctenocephalides felis (cat flea)
Lineage: Eukaryota; Metazoa; Arthropoda; Insecta; Siphonaptera; Pulicidae
Exons: 4
Coding region: 1-546 (181 amino acids)
Biological process (GO): synapse organization
Cellular component (GO): neuron projection membrane
Source: RefSeq, a predicted model, not a curated record
AUGCCAAAUCAUCAAGACUGUGUUGAAGUCAUAGACAAUCUUAAUCAAAUCCUCUAUCCUUUAUCCCACAAGAUAAUUGGAAAAAAAUCCGUCACCGUUACAAAAUUACCAUCAACCGGAUAUCUUUCUAAUUUCACAGAACCCACAACGGAAAUCGCUGGAGAGCCGGAUGUGUUCAUAAAUCGUGGUUCCAUAAUUAACCUGCUGUGCGAAAUCAGAUACGCUCCGCAACCUCCGCCUCACGUCACCUGGUCGCACGAGGGGACGGUCAUUAACUAUGAUUCACCACGGGGCGGAAUUUCUUCUGUUACGGAAAAAGGAAUAUUUACCACCAGCCGUUUGCUAAUUCAACAGGCAAUUGGGAGCGACUCUGGGGUCUAUAGUUGCACGCCUUCCAAUGCUCCUAAUGCAACGAUACGAGUUCAUGUUGUGGAUGCAGGAUUACCAGCAGCUGUUCAAAGUUUGGCCGUCCAGAAACUACAGUCAUAUACAAUAUUGUCGAUAUGUUGCAUUUUGUCCAUUAUCAAAUUAAUGUUAAAAAAAUAA